This is a messenger RNA of Fomitopsis serialis, 1102 nucleotides long. RefSeq lists its product as uncharacterized. Bases 163 to 1059 code for a protein of 298 amino acids. The record is from RefSeq and is a predicted model, not a curated record. Lineage: Eukaryota; Fungi; Basidiomycota; Agaricomycetes; Polyporales; Fomitopsidaceae. The transcript has 2 exons.
AUGUCGUGAGUCACUGUGUGGAGGCGAGUUGGGAUGGAUUUGAGAUUUUUUGAACCAGGGUAGACGUAAAGCCUGCUUGAAAGAAGCCUCGUAAGUAGUGGAUGCAGGGAUGAUCGACUUGGUGGUGCCUUAGUCGCCGUUCCGAAACGAACCUGAUGCUUUAUGCAGGACCGCAGCUUGCUUCUCCCAGCUCUUCCCAGUCAACAAUUGAGUGACCAAAGCCCGGUACGUACCAGUGUGCGAACGCCCCGUCAUCGAACUAACAGAACGCUGCAGGGUGAAAUCUCGGCCCCGGCGAUCUGUCCUACUAGCUUCCCGGGACAGACUCGCCCGCAGGCCGUUAAGCUUUCUCCCGUCUCCCCAUCCACCCGUUCUUCCGAUGCGCAGGUAAACUCCCUAUCUCCUUUCGGCCCGUGGCUCGAAUGCAGGGAUGAGAUUUCCGCAUGGGUCCGUAUCUUCUCAUUCUCUCUAGAUCGCGAGCGUGCUUACGUUCGAGACUUCAUUUUGGAUGAGCACUUGCGCACCUGGGCCUCUUGGAGAGCCUCCUGUGUGACUAGACUGCACGGAAAUCCCGUGCAUGGCCCGGGGCCGAACCGAGGACACGGUCGUUACAUAUCGACGCACGCGCAGAGCACUGUCAUCGUUCAUGAUCUGCAGCUGCUCUCAUGCGAAUCCCAUGAAGCCAUGUCCAGAGAGAAGACCUGCGCAAAGAUAGCAAGCUUGAUUAUGAAGCUGAGAACCCCGCCUGGUUCUCCGAGUCACCGCGAACCUUGGGGGUUUGUGCGCGACGGGAACGUAGGUUUGUCUUGCGUUUCGCCGGGAAUCAGCGGGUCUAUCGGAUGCAAGCACCUCAGGCCUCAGGACUAUCAAGCAAAUACCAUGACAUUCGCACCGCGCAAGGCAAGUUCGACUACCAGAGGGUCCUCCGGACCCUGUCCACCGCCUUCUACAUGUCGUCAGCGGCCGAGCAGCCGUCUCGAUAACAGGCUAACGUCCGCCACGCGGCGCACACGCCCGCUUGACGACCGGGUCGUCUACCUCGGGGCGGAGCGUACAUGAACACAGGCCGGAUAUCGUGCUUCGCUGAUGCAGGAAGAAGGGG